Molecule: messenger RNA, 1221 nt
Organism: Penicillium diatomitis
Lineage: Eukaryota; Fungi; Ascomycota; Eurotiomycetes; Eurotiales; Aspergillaceae
Exons: 2
Coding region: 1-1221 (406 amino acids)
Source: RefSeq, a predicted model, not a curated record
AUGCCUUUCACUCGAAGUGGUAAGGCUGAUCACAUGCAGGGCAAGCGACCUCCACGCAAAGAGAAGCGCCAACUGGUUCGCUGGGACCAGGACCUUGAUAACCUGCUCCUUCUCACCAUUCAAGCCGCGUGCAACCAGACCGGUGUCAAGAUUCCCUGGAAAGAAGUCGCUGAGAUCAUGGGAACCAAGUUUACCGAAGGUGCAAUCGUCCAGCAUCUCUCGAAGCUUCGAAUUCGUCGUGAGGCUGCAGGCCAGCGUGUUCCGCCGCCACUUCGUCGCUCUGUUCCAGCCGCUGCGAAUACCCCGGCUACUAAGAAGGGCCCAAAGGACAAAUACAACAAAACAAUUGACCCAAAUGAGAGCUAUGAGGUUUAUGAGGACGAGGAGCUCUCGGAUGACUAUGGGAGCCUUGAAGAUGACGAGGAAGUCUCCGACGAGGAAGAUGAGGCGCAUGAACAGAUUGAGUCUAAGAGGCUGAAAACCGGACGCGAGUCUUUCUCGGGGGUCAAGAUGUCCAACAAGAGCCGCCCGAAGCAGAAAAAUACUAAGGCCAAACGUGGUGAUACCCUUUUUGUGUCUCAAGGGGAUUCUGAGAAAGAAUAUGAAAGCUCAGAUGAUGAUGGCGAAGACAGCGCUGUGGAGACUGAGCGCGAGAUUGAGCGCCAAAAGGCCAUUGAGCAGUGCGCGAAUCACUUGCGCCAGCUUAAGGCCGCAAAGAGCACUCCAAGCCCGCGCCCUUCACGUAUCACGAAGCUUCCUCUUGGCGGUAGUCUGAAGUAUCGAGCAGGCUCAGCAAACGCCAAUCCCACCCCAACUCUCCCUACUUCAAGCGCAACCGAGUCCAGCUAUCCUAUUUACAUGAGCAAUGAUCCGGCCAUAGUCAACGUCCCACCUACUGGAUUUAGUCCAGCACCAUCAGGUCAAAUUUCCGGAAGCCUUCCCGAAUCACAGCCAGCUGGUAGGACCUGGCCGGGUAUCACUCCAGCUUUGGGAGGUCGAUUGCUGGCUCCGCACGAGUAUACCUGGUCUCCUCAUGCGCCUGCUUUUGCCUCCGGUCGACCGAGUGCACCAAUAAAUACUGGGACUGCACCAAGCGCACCAUUCGGAUCUCCGCAGGGUGCUGUCACUUUGGGCUCGUGGGAGCCGUAUCCCGAGAAGCCACCUGCGCAUCGGAAUUCUAGCAUGACCGAGGAGGACGAGGAGGACGAGGAGCCGGAAUAA